Pocillopora damicornis (cauliflower coral) is the source of this 3641-nucleotide messenger RNA. Its product is annotated as intermembrane lipid transfer protein VPS13A. Gene Ontology annotation, biological process: protein targeting to vacuole; protein retention in Golgi apparatus. Lineage: Eukaryota; Metazoa; Cnidaria; Anthozoa; Scleractinia; Pocilloporidae. The record is from RefSeq and is a predicted model, not a curated record.
UUUUUAAACGAAAGCGAUGGCUUUGACCGUGUGAUACCAAAUUAAUUCAUGAUUAGUCCCUGUUUCGUGCCGAAAAUGAAUUAGCUCAUAUAAGAAUCAUGGUGUUUGAGUCGUAUGUUGUCGAUCUUUUGAACAAGUUCGCCGGCCAGUACUUGGAGAAUCUCGAUACUUCCCAGUUGAGGCUUGGGAUCUGGGGAGGAGAUGCCCAACUGGAAAAUUUGAUUCUUAAGGAAAGCGCCUUAGAUGACCUAGAUUUGCCUGUCAAAGUUCUACGUGGACAUUUAGGCAAACUGGUGCUGAAGAUACCCUGGAAAAAUCUGUACUCAGAACCUGUUGUUGCACAGGUAGAUGGACUUUACUUACUUGUCAGACCAAAUACUGAUAUUAAGUACAAUGCUGAGAAAGAGGAAAAAGCCAAUCAGGAGAGAAAGCAAAGACAGCUGGAAGCAGUGGAGCUUGCUCGGCAGAUUGAAGAGGAAAAGAAAAAGCAGAAUGGGCAGCAAAAAGAUGAAAAGUCAGACAGUUUUGUGGAGAAGUUAGCCAUGCAGAUUGUCAAAAACCUUCAGGUCUCAGUUCGCAAUAUUCACAUACGAUAUGAAGACUCUGUUACUAACCCUGCUGCACCAUUCUCAAUUGGAGUGACAUUAGAGAAUUUGUCAGCUGAGUCCACAGAUGAAAAUUGGAAACCCUCAAUUGUGGGUACAAGUGUGAAAAUUGUACACAAGCUUGUCAAACUUGACAGUCUUGCCAUUUACUGGAAUACAAAAGAUCAUAUUGGAAAACUGCCAACUCAAGAGGACUGGGUGAAUCAAGCCAAGGGUGGGAUAGCAAUCAGAACGAAACAGCAUUUCUCUCCUCCUGAUUUUAAAUACAUCUUGCAGCCAAUCUCAGCCACCACCCAAGUGAAGAUGAAUAUCAAGCCAGGUUCUGAUUUGAGUAUCCCAAAGAUUUUCUUAAGCUUGGUCUUGGAAGAGAUAUCUCUAGUUUUGAUGAGACAGCAGUACCAUGAUAUGAUUGAGUUGCUGGAAUCCUUCGACAGAAUGACCACAAAUUCUGUGUUUAGAAAGUACAAACCAAAUGUCCCUCUCCAUGGACAUGCUGCACAGUGGUGGAAUUAUGCAAUUACAAGUAUUCUUGAGGAAGAUGUUCGGAGGAGAUUAAGAAACUGGUCCUGGACACACAUGAAGGAACACAGGAGUCUCUGCAGGGAAUACAAAAUUUUGUACAAGAAAAAGUUACUGGAAGACAAAGCUUCUGAAUCAUUGUCAAAACACCUAGAGGUACUUGAGAGCAAGUUGGAUGUGUUGAAUAUCACCAUUUGUAGACGCCAGGCUGCUUAUGAGGGAGCUGUAGCAUUAAGGAAAAAGAAGAAGAAAGUGGAAGAGAAGAAAAGUGGCAGUUGGUUUUCUGGGUUCUGGGGCUCCAGUAAAAAAAGCAAGAAGGAGGAGGAUAAAUCAGAAAUUUUAACUGAAGAUCAGAAAAAAGAGGAACUGGAGAAGUUGUACAGUGCCAUUGGUUACAGUGAAGGAGAAACCAUUACAGCAUUCCCCAAGGAGUAUGUGGAAAAUAAAGUUGAGGUGAAAUUGAAACAGAUUAGUGUGGCUCUAAGAGAUGAUGCAGCUGUCAAGUUAGUUGAUGUUGCCAAACUGAGUUUCCAGGAUCUUUAUGCAGAGCUCUCCCAAAGACCAUCAGCACAAGCAAUCAAGCUGUCAGCAAAAGUUGACCAGAUGAAGAUGUUUGGUUCAGCUAAUGCUGUAGAUGGAAAAAUGCCGCUCAUGAUAACCUCUCAAGAUGAUAAACUAGCAAGCCAAUAUGAUCUUUUUACUGUAUCGUUUGAGACCAACCCAUUGGACGGAAAGUGUGACCAGAGAGCUAAAGUGACAUCUCAACCUGUCAAAGUUGUGUAUGAUGCCAACACAGUGGAUCAUAUCGUCACUUUCUUUACACCUCCAAAAGAUGUCCAUCUCCAGGAGCUGUCAGCCGAGGCAUACUCAAGACUAGAAGAUCUGAAGUCAGUGUCCAAAGCAAGUCUGUACUAUGCAAUCGAACACCACAAGAUAACAGAUGUGGAUGUGGAUGUGAAGUCUCCAUUUGUCAUCAUACCAGAGGGAGGCACCUUUAAAAAGUCAAGCAAUGUGCUUGUCAUUGAUCUUGGGCAUGUGAAGAUCACCAGUGAUCCAGACCAAGAGAGGAUUGUAUCCACAAAGGAUCUAAGCGUGGAGGAGUUGGAGUCGAAGUGUUACGAUAAGUUUGAUUUUAAACUGGAAGACCUUCAAAUCCUCAUCGCAAAAGCAGAUGAAGACUGGCAGGCCGCAAGGAAGCAGGUCAACUCUAAGAUGCAUAUUCUAGAUCCGAUGGGAAUUGACAUGAAGCUUCAGAAAGCAUUAAAUCCUGACGACAUCAGGCUUGCACAGAUCACACUCUCUGGAACCCUUCCAACUGUAAAAGUCCAUGCCUCUGAUGAGAAGCUUCUUCAGGUUAUUAAGCUUGCUGCCAGCAUCCCAAUACCAGGAGGUGAACAAGCUUUGAAACAAACGGAUAACAAACCAAUGGACAUUCCUGGUGAAAAUCGCCGGUAUGCAACUGCAAGGGCUGAUGGUGACGUAACACAGUUGGGUGUUUUGGAAGGUGCUACAGGAGAACAAGAUGACACAGCUGAGGAAAUGGAUGAAAUAUUCCAGACGCCACCUGAAACUCUAACCGGAGAAUCCAGCCUUGAACGAGCUAAGAGUGAAGAAAAAAAAGCUAUGGCCCAACAAGUUAAAGUUUCGCUCAAGUUUAAGAUAGAAGAGAUAUUCGUUGAUUUUAGCACAAUGGAUAGUGGAGGGAAAUUGACGCCUUGUCUUGCGCUGCAUGUCAAAGGCCUGGGUACCGAUGUUGUCAUGCAUCCUUGGGAUCUUUCAGCAAGUGCUUCUUUGUCUUCUCUGGCCAUAGUGGAGAAGAUCCAUGGGACUGGCGGAGGUCCUCUUUAUCUUGUACAGACGCCUGUUGGGGCAGAGCUACUCUUUGUUAAAUUUGUUAUGGUAAAAUACCUUAUCUUGUGAGGUCUACUGCAUGUAUUUAAGACCCAGUUUUGACCAGUAUGCAUUACGUGCGGCGUUGGCCAUCGGUGGCCGUUAACUCGAUGUUGAUUAUGCCACAAGCUUCGUAAAAAACAAUCCAGGCUUCACUUUCGUGAAAACCAUCACGAAAAAACAGAGGUGCGCAAUGCACACUGAGUCUGUAAUGAUGUGGGCCUAUGACAAGCCCCAGUAAGCCGGGAAUUCAUGGCAAUUUACAGAUUCAUUUGAGGUCGUAGAAGGGAGUACGGCUAAUCUUGGAAUUAAUGAAAUGACUAAUCUCUAUACUUGGGAAAUAUUGUUCUGCAUGCUUAAGAAUAAAGUGAAAAACAAAACGUUAUCCUGAGUUAGAGGCAGUCAGUGUUUGGUAAUUUGAGGAUGUGUUGUUUUCAAAUUUAUACAAAUGGUACUCUCUAUUCUCAUCAUCAGGAUGCAGAUGGUAGAAAUUAGUUCUUUUUGUCUUUUGAGAAGUAGUUAAAUAGUUGACAGGAGAUUUAUUGUUUGUGGUUGUCACUUCCGUGCUUACACGGUGUAAAGGUCUAUAUCUGCAGCACUAUAUCUGUUUAUAAUUGAAGUAUGAAA